UCGCUCCAACUGUUUGACGUGCCCGAUGUGGAUUAUCGGUACGAAGCCUCUCGGGAGGUGGAGUUUCAACCCGCCUUGACGGGCAUCCAGCCCAUCACGUUCUCCAUUCCGGGCUCCGACGAUUAUUACGAUCCCAAUUCCCUCCGAUUCAAAGUCAAAGUACGCCUGACUGAUCCCGCGGCUGGGUAUAAUGGGUUGAUCGCCAAUCUGGCCAACUCCGAUGCCAACAAUACCAGGAACACCUACUGCGUGAACAAUUUUGGGCACUCCAUCUUUCGAGACAUCACCCUGAGCAUGAAUGGGGUCCUCAUGACCGAACAGAGCAAUACCUACCAUUACAGAGCCUACUUAGAAACCCUCCUGAAUUACAGCCGAGACGAAGGAGCCACCAAGUUAGCCCCUCAAGGAUGGGUCAAUCAGCUGAAUGUGAUUGCAGAAAUGGGAGCCACAGGAGCCAAUUCUGAUGUGCCCACUGGCGCUGAUUGGAGUGGCAAUGAAGAAUUGCGUGCCUUGACCAGCCGGUUGCUGAGUGAACAUUGGCACACCUUCAUCAUCCGCCCCCAUUUGCCACCCCUCAGAACAGGCAAAUUGUUGGUCCCCAAUGUCCAGAUGGACUUUGAACUCUUCCUCAACCCCAACACCGUCUACUUGAUGGGCACCCCUAACAAAGGGACCUUGAACGCCAAAAAAUUUCCAGCCAUUCACCAGGAAGACAUCAAAGUCACGUUCAAGAUGAGAAAAGUGACCUUGAAUGCCAGCGUCUAUGUCAGACUGCAGAAAGAAAGACAACUGGGCAAACAGAUUGCCCGCUACCCAGUGGUGCGGAGCGAAAUCCGCACCUUUUCCUUCGAUGGACGAACCACCCAGUGGGAACGUGUGUUUGUGGGUCGAUUUCCUGACCGAGUGAUGGUCGGGUUACUGCAUUCCAAUACCUUCAAUGGAGACCUACAACGAUACCCCUUUGCCUUUGAAAAGUUUGGCGUCACUCAAAUACGUCAGACCUUGAAUGGAGAAGAAUACCCUUACAGAACCCUGCAACUGACUGGAGCAGAAGCCUAUGAAGAUCUACUGGGGUACGAUCGAUUUCUACAAGCCAUG
This is a messenger RNA of Porites evermanni, 1098 nucleotides long. The record is from the annotation of a GenBank genome assembly. NCBI's taxonomy places the organism in Eukaryota, Metazoa, Cnidaria, Anthozoa, Scleractinia, Poritidae.